Molecule: messenger RNA, 2528 nt
Organism: Oreochromis aureus
Lineage: Eukaryota; Metazoa; Chordata; Actinopteri; Cichliformes; Cichlidae
Product: golgin subfamily A member 7-like
Exons: 6
Coding region: 56-487 (143 amino acids)
Biological process (GO): protein targeting to membrane; peptidyl-L-cysteine S-palmitoylation; Golgi to plasma membrane protein transport
Cellular component (GO): Golgi stack; palmitoyltransferase complex
Source: RefSeq, a predicted model, not a curated record
GGUACAAACCUGGCUCAUAGGCUAGUCGUCCACGAGUGAAACCAAAGAAGAAAGAAUGGCAGAGACUCACAGCUUGCAGGACAUGAGGCAGCAGACUGCCAUCACUGCCAAAGUCUUCAUUCAGAGAGAUUACUCCAGUGGCACCAUGUGCCAGUUCCAGACCAAGUUCCCCUCUGAGCUGGAGAACAGGAUCGACAAACAGCAGUUUGAGGAAACGGUGAGGGCGCUGAACAACAUGUACGCUGAGGCCGAGAAGCUGGGUAGCCAGUCAUAUAUUGAAGGCUGUUUGGCCUGCCUCACAGCGUACACAGUCUUCCUGUGUAUGGAGACGCACUAUGAGAAGGUUUUGAAGAAAAUUGCAAAGUACAUUCAGGAACAGAAUGACAAGAUCUAUGCACCGCGAGGCCUACUGCUCACUGACCCCAUCGAGAGAGGCCUGCGGGUCGUUGAAAUCACCAUCUUUGAAGACAGAAGCCUGACUAGAUAAAAGCUAACAUGCAGCUGUUGGGCUGCACGGAGCUGCAGGGUCUACAGCAUUCCGUCAGCAGAGCCCACCUCCCCCGAGGAAUACCGAGGCCUGCAACCUUAAUACUGCGUCUCUACAAUCUGUCAUCACUGUCAUAUGCAUGUUCCAUUCACAUGACUAGGUUUGAGAUGUUGUGCCUCACAGGUUUUAGCAUUAUUUCUUGCCUUUCUGUCACCAUUGAUAAGCCCGGUAUCAAAGUGUUAUAUGCUUGUAAUCAGCUGACAGCCAUCUCCUUCUAAAAGAAAAUUACCUUCCCAUUCAGCUAAAAUUCAUUCUUAAUCUGGUUUCAUGGGAAGUGUUUUUGUUUUUGUUUGUUUGUUUUUUUACUUUGUGUCCUUGUUUAGGCACUAAACUACUAUGUUUACCGAAGAAGUAGCACAGGAUCUGAAAUAAGAAGCAAAUUCAGACGUGCCUUAAAUCUGCACUCUUUCUAACAGCCUGCAGGGGGCGACUCCUCUGGCUGCAAAAAUAAUCCUGACUGUAUGGAAUACAAAGGAGAGAUGAGCCUGCUGCUCACUUGUUUUAAACACUUUCCUGACAAAUCACGCCAAAUAUUAAAGAAUGCAAUCUGGUUUUUAUUUUGUAAUUGAAUUUUAUUUCGGGAUGAAGAAGAUGUUAUUCUUUAUGCUGCGGCUACCUUGUGUUUGCUAUCGUGAGAGCAUGGAGUGAGCUCAGUUUCCUGUCAGUAAAAAUUCAUGGGUCCUCAAACAGGACAGCACAGUGGCCACUGUUUUUCUAUCUUUAACCAGUUUUGGCCUAUCUGGUCACCUAAGAUAGAAAGCAAGAGUAGUACCCACAUAUAUUUGAACAUGAGUCUUUGUUUCCCUUGAACCACAGUAGAAUGCAGUUUAGUUGUAUGGAAAGAACAUUUUUAGGAGUAAAGGCAUUUAGCUGGACUAAAAGGAUUUAUAUCUUUUAAUGAUAUUUGUGGGGACUCUGACCUUUUCUAUAUGCCUGUCCUUUUUAGAAGGUCCUUUUUAAACAAUAAAGCUGACAAACAGGGUAACUCAUUUUUAUGACGCUCUACAGAACAGCCACGCUGUAAGGAAGGCAGUUGUUAUCAGCGCCGCAUCCCUGAGCUCCCUCUUUGCUUGCUUUAUUUUUGUUGGUGUGUUUUUUGGGUGCAUGGUAUUUUAAUCAGCAUGUUUCCCCAUCAGUUUUUAGGUUAUAAUUUCCAGCUCCUGACAUUCUAGUCAGUCCCAGAUUAAAAAUUUACUGUAUGUCUCAUACAGUAAAAAGAUAUUCUUUUGUGUCGAGAAACCCAAACUUGUGCCUGCUCGGUAUUUAGCAUGUCAUACUGUAAAUGCACUUCCUCGAGUCAUGGUUCGUUUUCUUUGAAGACUAUACACAAUGUUUGGUGACUACUGUUUAUUUUUUGACUCGCAUUCAAUAAGUGUAUACUUUAAUCAUAUCUUGUGAGCUUGCCUUUGACUGAAGUAUUAAAAGUGCUCUUGUUAGUUGACUUUGAAUGUUUUCUGUGAGAAUCUCCAGGUAUUAGACAGUAACUACAUCUCAGUCCUGCUAAUCUGUAAAGUUUUUCAGAGACCCACUGCUUAAUGUCGCUGUACCAAUUUCUAGUGUGACCGGGCCUCAUCGUGAAGACCGUAUCAUUUGUUUUGUUCACUUUCUGCUAACACACUGAAAUCUAACACUACGAUUUUUACUCUGCGGAGAACCUCAGUGCUGUUUGUGUUAACAAACCUUACCAAAGGUUGAACAGCAUGUACAGCUGGUUGUGUUUCUCUUGUGAAUGUAGUCUGACAGAAGCAUCUUGUAAAAAGUCUGUAUGUACAAGUAAUGACCUUUGAAUGCCAUCAGUAACAAAGAUUUUUAAUUUUUGUAAAUAAAUGUUUCUUUAAUUUUUUUAGUUAGUCAUGUCAUUUAUUUAUCAUAUACACAUGUAAAAUUCAGCUGAUUUAACUUUUUUUCAGUUGAAAUCAAAAUGCUAAAUUCAUCUUGAAAUUGUAUGCUAACAAAUAAAUCCUGUAAAUAUUUUACACCA